Oryctolagus cuniculus (rabbit) is the source of this 576-nucleotide messenger RNA. RefSeq names its product claudin 1 (gene CLDN1). Gene Ontology annotation, molecular function: structural molecule activity. Gene Ontology annotation, cellular component: membrane; bicellular tight junction. NCBI's taxonomy places the organism in Eukaryota, Metazoa, Chordata, Mammalia, Lagomorpha, Leporidae. The record is from RefSeq and is marked provisional.
GGGUCUGCAGCUGUUGGGCUUCAUCCUGGCCUUCCUGGGUUGGAUCGGCUCCAUCGUCAGCACCGCCCUGCCUCAAUGGAAGAUUUACUCCUAUGCCGGCGACAGCAUCGUGACCGCCCAAGCCAUCUACGAGGGGCUUUGGAUGUCUUGUGUGUCGCAGAGCACCGGGCAGAUCCAGUGCAAAGUCUUCGACUCUUUGCUGAAUCUCAACAGUACUUUGCAAGCAACCCGUGCCUUGAUGGUGAUUGGCAUCCUGCUGGGACUGAUAGCAAUCUUUGUGGCCACUGUUGGAAUGAAGUUUAUGAAGUGCAUGGAAGAUGAUGAGGAGCAAAAGAUGCGGAUGGCUGUCAUUGGGGGUGUGAUAUUUCUUAUUUCAGGUCUGGCUACUUUAGUUGCCACAGCAUGGUAUGGCAACAGAAUUGUUCAAGAAUUCUAUGACCCUUUGACCCCUGUCAAUUCAAGGUAUGAAUUCGGUCAGGCUCUUUUCACUGGCUGGGCUGCUGCUUCUCUCUGCCUUCUGGGAGGUGCCCUACUUUGCUGUUCUUGUCCUCGGAAAACCACCUCUUACCCAACACC